This is a messenger RNA of Phytophthora sojae, 453 nucleotides long. RefSeq lists its product as hypothetical. The coding region runs from base 1 to 453 and encodes 150 amino acids. Gene Ontology annotation, molecular function: oxidoreductase activity; copper ion binding. The record is from RefSeq and is a predicted model, not a curated record. Lineage: Eukaryota; Oomycota; Peronosporomycetes; Peronosporales; Peronosporaceae. The transcript has a single exon.
AUGGCCUUCUUACGCCUUGCCAGCGCCACCAUUGUCGCUAUCACUGGCAUUGCACUCCAAGCCGCUAGCGUCACUGCUGGCGUCGUCUCGUACGACUGGCGAGUGACACCGGUUGCAACAGCUUUCAACGGAGUCCCCACCACCUCCCUUGGCAUCAACGACCGGCCUGCUCACGAAGCCGCCAUCGACGUGCAGCUCGGCCAGGACGUCGAGGUAAGCGUCACCAACGAACUCGAUGAGCCGACGUACCUGCACUGGCACGGUCUCCGGCAGUUAGGCGCCCAAGAGAUGGACGGCGUCCCGAAGAUCACGCAGUGCAACAUCGACCCCAACCGCACCGUGGGGUGCCUUCAUUUACCGGACCCGCAGUACAUCGACAGCGUCAGCGAAUUCGUCUCACGCCUCGACCUUGAGGGUGACGUUUCCAACAAUGUCCAUGUGUGGGGCAAAUAA